Chiloscyllium plagiosum (whitespotted bambooshark) is the source of this 1297-nucleotide messenger RNA. RefSeq names its product post-GPI attachment to proteins GalNAc transferase 4 (gene pgap4). NCBI's taxonomy places the organism in Eukaryota, Metazoa, Chordata, Chondrichthyes, Orectolobiformes, Hemiscylliidae. Gene Ontology annotation, cellular component: Golgi membrane. Gene Ontology annotation, biological process: GPI anchor biosynthetic process. Gene Ontology annotation, molecular function: glycosyltransferase activity. The record is from RefSeq and is a predicted model, not a curated record.
AUGAAGUGCGCCAAGCGGAGCGGGGGAGGGGCAGGCUUCCCCUGGCGCCUCUCGCCCCGCCUGAGGCGGCCCUGGGUGCACGCCCUGCUGCUCUACGUCCUCACGUUUGGGGUCGUGCUGCCCCUCCUGUGCCAGAGCCUCCGGCAGUCUUGCUACUUCAGGCAGGCGGCGCACCUCCGGCGCCUAACACAGGAGGCGCUGGAGCGCAGCGAGGCGCGGGGCGAGGAGGCGGAGCGCUACGUCCGGACGGCAACACCGCCGGGGGACCUCGGGGAGGCCCGCGGGUCCCCCCUGGUGGUAGCGGUGGUCACCACGACCCGGCAGCAGGGCGCCAGCUACCACUACUACCUCCAGGUGGUGGCGGCCUUGCACCGACUGUUGGGGGCUUGCCAGGACUGCCGGGGCUACCGUCUCCUCGCCUGCAACGUGGACCCGGACCCUGAGGGCCACCGGGAGGCGCUGGAAGCCGCUCACCUCAUCACCACGGUCCAUCGGUUCGGGCAAGGGCGCGGGCCAGCAUGGGGCGCCGACAACCGCUUCGAGAAGGAGAAGGAGGACUACCUGUACUGCCUGCAGGAGGCGCUGUCGACCUACGACCCCCAGCACGUGGUACUGCUGGAGGACGACGCCGUGCCAAAGGAGGACUUCUUCCCGGUCCUGCGAGACCUCCUGGAGAGGCGGCUCACCUCACCCACCACUCGGGGCGCCCUCUACGUCAAGCUCUACCACCCCGAGAGGCUGCAGGGCUACCUCAACCCUGAGCCCAUGCGCAUCCUGGAGUGGCUGGGCCUGGGCGCCCUGGGUGGCACCUCGCUCGGCAUCGUCUACCGGAAGCUCUGCGGACGGGCCUCGGUGACGCUGAGCUGGGCCGUGCUGGCCGUCUACACCAUGCUGGUCGUCGAGCUGGCCGGGCGGCACUACCUGCUGGAGUCACGGCGCCUCAGCCCUCAGCUCUACUCCCUGGUGCCCGCCACCGAGUGCUGCACGCCCGCCAUGCUGUUCUCAGCUCCGGCCGCCCGCCGGGUGUUGGCGUACCUGGGCGGCGUGCGGUGCCGGCCGGGCUACGCCAAGGACACGGCGCUCUACGCCCUGCUGCGGGCGAACGGCGAGACUGCAUACGCCCUGGAGCCCAACCUGGUCACGCACAUCGGGCUCUACUCCACCCUCCGGGGGCCCAUCGCUGAGCCCAGUCUCUGAAGUGCCCCCCCCUUCAGCUUUCUGCCCCCAAACCCCCCCCCCCUCACACUUUACUCUGUAUCUAACCCCGUGCUGUCCCUGUACUGGGAGUGUUUGAUGG